AAGUCAGGGAGGGAAACGACAUUCCAGAUAAAACGUUCCAUCAACUGCAGCUGAAACCCAAGAUCCACAAAAAGGCCCAUUACAGAAUACCGCACUUAAUUCCAAAAGAAAGAAUGUACGCAGGAAUGCAAAGCGCCUCCUGAAACUUUCCUCUCUAGGUGUCUUUUUGCAAUGGUUAUGAUCUCAGGUCUCUCGUGGCCAUCUGGAGACCAUUAGAGGUCAUGAAACGGCAGCUUUUCAAAGAUGAUCGAGACGUCUGCGAGCGUGCAGACGUCUCGAUCAUUCUUUCAAACAAUUAGCUGCUAUCUAAAACUGGCGUGCAUCUGUUCCGUUAGGAUUUGUCUGCACAUCCAGCUGCGUGUCAUCUUCCUGCUCAUUCAGGGUUAAAUUCUCACAGACACUUGACUUCCUGUCGCAAACCUCUCACCUCGACGAGCCCUCCUCGCUUGCUUUUUUUUUCUUCUUUUUUCCCUCCAGUGAAUGUUAUAAAUAGCGCUGUGUGUUUUGCCGAGCGGCCGUCCUCCUCUCGAAGCGCGUCGCCCACCUUUCGCUCAGUCGCAUCACCUUCUUCUCCUCCCGUUUUUCCAAGAGCAAACACCUCACACCUCACACAGCUCACACCUUUUGACAGGAUCUUUCCGCUUCUUAUCCUGAGAGUAAAACAUCCUGGACGACUGUCCGAGGUGAGCGCAGCCCGUCAGCAUGCGUCGUGCGAGCUGGUUGCUGCUGGGGACCUUCCUCCUGGCCCUGGGUCCUGCUGUGCACGGCGCUCCGGCGCAGUGCCCCGACAUGUGCCACUGCCACGGCGACCUUCAGCACGUCAUCUGCGACGGCGUCGGGCUGAAGAGCAUCCCGCGGGUGUCAGAGGUCACGCGCCUGCUGAACCUGCAGAGGAACAACUUGGGCGCCAUUCCCACAGGGGCCUUUGGCGAAAGCAAGGGCCUCGUCUCUCUGCACAUGCAGCACUGUCAGCUGCGGGAGAUCGGAUCUCAAGCCUUCAAGGGGCUGAAGAAGCUCGUCUACCUCUACCUGUCCAACAACAAGAUCAGCAGCAUCAGGCCCGGGGCCUUCGAGGACCUGACGGAGCUCACUUAUCUCCACCUGGACGGGAACCAGAUCGGCGAGCUGGCCAGCGGCCUCUUCUCCCCCAUGAUCAACCUCUUCAUCCUGCAGCUAAACGACAACAGGCUCAGGGAGCUGCGGCCGGCGACGUUCGCCGGCGCCAAGGACCUGCGCUGGCUGCACAUGAGCGGGAACGAGCUGACCACCCUGCAGCCGGGCUCCCUGGACGACGUGGAGAACCUGGCCAUACUCCACAUGGACGGGAACCGGCUGUCCAGCUACCCGCUCGCGGCCAUGAGCAAGCUGCGGGUGGUGGAGGAGCUCACGCUGGGGAAGAACCCCAUGAGGACCAUCCCUGACAUCGCCUUCCAGAGCUUUGGCCGCUACAUGGAGAAACUACAGCUGGACAACAUGGGCCUGGAGAAGUUCUCCGAUGGUGCGUUCACAGGCGUGACGGCCAUCAAGUCCCUGAACUUGGAAAACAACAAGCUGAAGUCGCUCCCCAAAAGCCUCGACUUUGGCACCGUCACCAACCUCAAGAUCUCCAACAACCCGUGGAGCUGCACGUGCCAGCUGGCUCCGCUGCGCAGGUGGAUGGACUCUAGUCGCAACCGUACGGAUGCGGCGUGCGCAUCUCCGCCUCAGCAGAAAGGAAAGCAAGUGAGAGACAGCGCCGUCUUCGCUGGCUGCAGAGUCAAGCCGAAGAAGAAAAAGGGCGCGCGUCACUGAACACGCACCUGUGCAGGCCGACGGAGGAGCCCGUCCAGGGGACACGCAACACAGGAAAAGCAACGCUAGCUCACUCUACUUCAAGACUGUCUAUUUAUUCAUCUGCCAAAUAAUGACACAAGUUCACAUACACAUUCAUAUAUGCACACGCACACACAAAACUUUAUGGACCUCAUCCAUUGACAAAGACAUUCAGGUAACCACCAGAACACAGCAUGCGUAAAAGUAAAUGAAGGGACACGUUGUGUUUUUAUGGUGCGUUCAGGAUAAACUGAAUAAGAAACGGUCUGAAUGUUAUGAGGAUGAUGUUCAAUGAAGUCUCAGAUGUUUUGAUUAGCGUGAAGGUAUCUAAACUAAAGACCAAACAUCUUGGGAAAAAUUCUUAUUUGCUCAGAUGAUGAGAUCGAUAGCAGUCUAAUGUUUUGAAGCUACAGCAAUCAGCAGGUUAGCUUAGCAUAAUGAUUGGAAAUACAUAAUACUCCUGUCAGCACCCGCAUAGAUGUGGGAAAGCUUAUUAGGUGAGUCGAUGUCACCAAUCUACCUUCUUUUAGUGACAUUUUCUCGGCGCGAAGGAAUUUUUAUCAUCAAAAAAAAUGGAUUUUUUUUAGAAGAAGAAGUUGAUCUAGAAUAAUAUACAUUGUGCUAUUCUGUCUUGAGCUAUAAAACCUUUGUGACAGACUUGAAACAUUUUUUCAAACCCUUCACUAAUUUAACAUGCAAAGAAAAAAAUACAGUAUUUCUUACACUAUCUGAGAGGGUUACUGCCUGUUAUGCAGAUAUAAAGAUAUUGAAUAUAUAGUGGCAGGUGGCAGGUGUUUACAUCCAAUAAACCUUUUACAAGAUCAAACCUCC
Gasterosteus aculeatus aculeatus (three-spined stickleback) is the source of this 2643-nucleotide messenger RNA. RefSeq names its product chondroadherin (gene chad). Gene Ontology annotation, molecular function: protein binding. The record is from RefSeq and is a predicted model, not a curated record. NCBI's taxonomy places the organism in Eukaryota, Metazoa, Chordata, Actinopteri, Perciformes, Gasterosteidae.